Molecule: messenger RNA, 2610 nt
Organism: Oldenlandia corymbosa var. corymbosa
Lineage: Eukaryota; Viridiplantae; Streptophyta; Magnoliopsida; Gentianales; Rubiaceae
Source: the annotation of a GenBank genome assembly
CCCAAAGAAAGCCCACGAGUUUUAACACGCAAAACUUACACCAAAUUUUAAGAAACGCCCAGAAUUUUCUCGAAUAACCUAAUAGGCUAAUACCCAUAAAAUACUAACAAUUAGGAAACACGCGGGAAAUAAACGGAAACCCAAUCCAACGGCCAGGAACUCCCCGCGCUGAACCUUCUGGAAAAUACAGAAAUGCUUCUUUUCCCUUCUCCUCUGUACUAUAUAUUCCCAAACUCCAUCUUCCCCCAAACAACAGUCAAUUCUUUGCAACAAGCGUAUCUCCAAAGUUUUCUGAUUUUCUACUUUUCCGAUUUUGAGUUGUUUUUCUUUUGGUUUUUGUUGGGAGAGGUUUCGAUCGUAUUGAUUUGAUUGAGGAUAAUUAAUGGCUGGAGGAAAAAGCGAAGGUCCGGCGAUCGGAAUUGAUUUGGGGACCACGUAUUCAUGUGUUGGGGUUUGGCAACAUGACAGGGUUGAGAUCAUUGCCAAUGAUCAGGGCAACAGGACGACUCCGUCUUAUGUUGCUUUCACUGAUACUGAGCGUCUCAUUGGUGAUGCUGCCAAGAACCAGGUUGCUAUGAAUCCAACCAACACUGUUUUCGAUGCUAAGCGUUUGAUUGGAAGGAGAUUCAGUGACCCAUCCGUGCAGGCUGACAUGAAGCUAUGGCCCUUCAAGGUCAUAGCUGGCCCUGGAGACAAACCAAUGAUCGUAGUCACCCACAAAGGCGAGGAAAAGCAGUUCGCUGCUGAGGAAAUCUCAUCAAUGGUUCUCAUAAAGAUGAGGGAAAUUGCGGAAGCCUAUCUGGGGACAACAGUCAAGGACGCAGUGGUUACUGUCCCUGCUUACUUUAAUGAUUCGCAGCGCCAGGCGACCAAGGAUGCUGGUGUAAUUGCUGGCCUGAAUGUGAUGAGGAUCAUCAAUGAGCCAACGGCCGCUGCCAUUGCUUACGGGCUAGAUAAGAAAGCCAGCAGCGCUGGAGAGAAGAAUGUUUUGAUUUUUGAUUUGGGUGGUGGAACUUUUGAUGUUUCACUUCUGACAAUUGAGGAAGGAAUCUUCGAAGUCAAGGCCACAGCUGGGGAUACUCACUUGGGAGGAGAAGAUUUUGAUAACAGGAUGGUGAAUCAUUUCGUGCAGGAGUUUAAGAGGAAGCACAAGAAGGAUAUUAGCGGGAAUCCAAGAGCUUUGAGGAGAUUGAGAACUGCUUGUGAAAGGGCAAAGAGGACACUGUCUUCAACGGCUCAAACUACAAUUGAGAUCGAUUCCUUGUUUGAAGGAAUUGAUUUCUACACCACAAUCACUCGGGCUAGGUUUGAAGAACUCAACAUGGAUUUGUUCAGAAAGUGUAUGGAUCCAGUUGAAAAGUGUUUGAGGGAUGCAAAGAUGGAUAAGAGCAGUGUGCACGAUGUUGUACUUGUUGGAGGCUCAACGAGGAUUCCUAAAGUUCAGCAAUUGUUGCAGGACUUCUUCAAUGGCAAGGAGCUGUGCAAAAGUAUCAACCCUGAUGAAGCUGUUGCCUAUGGGGCUGCUGUACAGGCUGCAAUUUUGGGUGGUGAAAAGAACGAGAAAGUGCAGGACAUACUGCUGUUGGACGUUACUCCCUUGUCCCUUGGUUUGGAAACAGCUGGUGGAGUCAUGACUGUUUUAAUUCCCAGGAACACAACGAUACCCACCAAGAAAGAGCAAGUUUUCUCUACCUACUCAGAUAACCAACCUGGAGUCUUGAUCCAGGUCUAUGAAGGUGAGAGAGCCAGGACUAAAGACAACAACUUGCUAGGGAAGUUCGAAUUGAGUGGAAUCCCACCUGCACCUCGUGGUGUCCCUCAGAUCAACGUCUGUUUUGACAUUGAUGCCAAUGGAAUCCUCAAUGUAUCUGCUGAGGAUAAAACCACAGGUCAAAAGAACAAGAUCACAAUCACCAAUGACAAGGGCAGGCUAUCAAAGGAAGAGAUCGAGAGGAUGGUGCAAGAGGCAGAGAAAUACAGAUCAGAGGACGAAGAGCACAAGAAGAAGGUGGAUGCCAAGAAUGCCUUGGAGAAUUAUGCUUACAACAUGAGGAACACAAUCAAAGAUGAGAAAAUUAGUGCUAAACUUGCACCUGCUGAUAAAAAGAAGAUUGAGGAUGCUGUGGAAGAGGCUAUCAAGUGGCUUGAUGGUAAUCAGCUUGCUGAGGCUGAUGAAUUCGAGGACAGGAUGAAGGAGUUGGAAUCCCUGUGUAAUCCCAUCAUAGCUAAGAUGUAUCAGGGUGGUGCCGAUGGUGGCAUGGGCGGAGCUAUGGAUGAAGAUGGUCCAACUCCUGGUGCUGGACCUAAGAUUGAGGAGGUUGAUUAGAUCAGGAAAUUGAUGUAGAUGGAUUCUGUUUUUUUGUAUGAUGCCGUGUUCUUUUUCUUCUUCAAGAUUCUUGUAAUUUGGAGAAAUUUGCUCUAAGUAGUUGUCAUAAUUGAAAAUAUUUUUCUUCUGAUACUCGCAUUGGCUCUUCGAAUUGGACGCUUUCUUUUUACUGCCUUUUAGUUUAGAAGGGUUCUAGCUAGGGGGUAGCUAAAACCACGAUGAAUUUCACAAAAAUCAUUAUUUAACUGUCAACAGUCAGAAAUCUCAAAAUCCAAAUCUAUUUA